AUGUACCCUUUAGAACUCAGGCUUGGGAUGUCGCGGAUAGCCAACGACAGCAAGGACGGCGGCGGCGGACGCGUAACCAUCAUUGACAUUGUCCUGGCGAAGGCGCACGCGUGGGAGGGAAGCUUCCUUGCGACACUUCUACAACUUACGUGUGUCGUCCGUACUCCUCCGAUAGGAGAAACCAUCUGCCAAGGUCGAUCUUCGCCAAGGUUUUGUUCCAAAACGGGCAAAAAAACCGUUUUCGUGCUGUUCCUCCGCACGAGUGACGAACCGUGCAGCGGCAAUCCGCAGGAAGGAUCAACAACAUGCAUGCACACAGCAGCACUUCUCGACAUCGUGAAGUACAGGUUUUCCUUGGUGCGCGCCCCUUUGCUUCAGCGCAGCAUGAAGUUUUACAACCAGUCGCCAGCACCCCUUGAUUUAAACCUUCUCCAAUUAGAAAUGCAAAAUGAAGAUAACCGCCACAUGAUCGCCCCCCCGACCCUUUUUCUGGCAGCAGUGAGGUCGAAAGAUCACCAUCUAAAACUCUAUUUCUUUUUUAAUCAUCCGAGAUCAACAACGGCCAAGUCGAUGAUCAUUACGUGUGAUAGGAAGAGAAUGACCACCCUGCUGAAUGAGCUGUAA
Messenger RNA from Morchella importuna, 624 nucleotides. RefSeq lists its product as uncharacterized. Lineage: Eukaryota; Fungi; Ascomycota; Pezizomycetes; Pezizales; Morchellaceae. The transcript has 4 exons. The coding region runs from base 1 to 624 and encodes 207 amino acids. The record is from RefSeq and is a predicted model, not a curated record.